ACACUUUGUUGUUUUAUCAUCUGUUUAGAAAAUUGGAUUGAUAAUUCAUUGAACUAAUGAUAUUUUUGAAUGUUUUUUGUAAAGCUUAUUGAUUUCAUAAUAAGCGAUUUCGAAUUUUGUGUUGUCUGAUUAGAGACUAUGAAUUAAUAAAUUAAAUCGAUUUCCUUGAAUUUAUUAUGUGAAACAUUGAUCUUUCUAAUAACUUUCUCAAUUCGAUAUGGAGAGCUUGGAAAAAUGUGGUUUACAAUCACAAACAUUGUCGCAUGUCUUGAAUAAAGAUGAAUCAGAAUGGGCCCAUAAUUCCAUAGUGACCUCAAACCCAAACAACUCUACUUUGCUCUACAUAGCCGUGGAGUAUGUUAAGGAUGAAUUUAAGGGGGAAACAAACCCAAAUAUAUCAUCUGAGAACUUUAUGAAUUUGCAACAUGUGAGCUCUUAUGAUCCAAAUAUGAAUUCCCUUGCCGAUUAUAGUACGGUUUAUAAUGAACCCAACAAUUUUAAUCCAGUUGUAAUUCAUCACUUGGUCUCUGCAAAUUCUAUAGGAGAAAACAGUGCAUUUGUUAGCACACAAAACAACAAUUCUGCUCUUGAAAGUGUUCCUACAGUGUUGUAUGAUACUACGAUAAGCGGUGUUGGAGAAGAGUAUUUGCAGUUAGAAAAUUCUACCAAUAUUCCUAGUGUUCAAAGUUUACCCAGUGUGGAUAAAGAACAAGGUGUUGAAAUACUAAUAACUGAUCAAGCCACAGGAAUUUCUUAUAGUGUAAAUACUCAGGAGUUAUUAGUAGAGCAGGAAGAACUCUUAGAAUCUUUAUCCCCUGGUCCAUUGUUGGAUUCAGAUUUGCUUACAAUAGACGAAAGCACCUUAAAAAAUAAUCUGCCUGAUGAUUUAAUAAAUGGUAAUGUUAGUACCAGUGAUGGUAACAACAUUGUUGCAAAUUUUAUCUCUGAUUUUUCUGGCGUGAAAGAUGAAUUUGAAGAUGAUGAAUAUUUAAAAUUGAGAAAAAAAGUGUUGCCUGAUGAGUUAGAAUGUGAGGAUAAGUUAUUAUCAAAAGUUUUCAAUAUUAUUGACAAGCCAAUUCCAUCUCGAGCAAGGGCGACUUUACCUGAAACUUAUUUGAAAAUUACGAAAGUAGAGGAAGAUUGGGCAGUUUUCGCCAAAAAAUGUAUAAGGAAAAGGACUCAAUUUGGACCUGUUCAGGGUAUUCUGAAAAAUAGGGAGGAAAUUAUCACACAGUCUAAAAGACUGGAACUUUUAUUGAAAGAUGCGGAGGAUAAAAUUCUUGGUUUAGAUAUAUCAGAUGAAGAACAAUCGAAUUGGAUGUGUUUUAUAAGGAAAGCUGAGUCGUAUGAGGAGCAAAAUAUGGUUGUUAGUCAACUAGAGGACAGUCUUUAUUUUACUGUUAUACGGAACAUUUUGCCUAAACAGGAACUCAAAGUUGGUUAUAGCUUCACGUAUGCAAACCAAUAUAAUUUGCCAGUUUUGGAAAAAAAAUUAACAGAGGAGCAGUGGCCUUGUUUUGAAUGCAACGAGCAUUUUCCUACCUCUCAGGAGCUGCAGAAUCAUCUGAAUAUCCACGAUGAAAGUGGCGAGCCCACAAAGUGUCGGAAGAAAAAUUGGAAGAGCAAAAAGAAACUUUUGAAAGUUUCUAUCACAGAAGCUUGGCAAUGUAAAAUUUGCGAUCAAGUGUUCAACCCCCCUAAACUUAGUGCCCUUAAGCAACAUUACCUGGUGAAACAUAACGGACCUGACGAUAAUAUCGAAGAAAAUUUUGUGGUGAUAAGGAAUUAUAAAUGCGACAAAUGUAAUCUUGUCUUUCAAACUGAGAACCUUUAUAGAGUCCAUAAUCUUCUGCAUAAUCAAGACGAGAAUGACGAUGAUUUUGAAAACGAAAAUUGUUACAUGUGUCCGGCUUGUAACAGGAAAUUCCCAACACAACGACAAUUGAUUUCUCACGUUUCUACCCAUUCUUUGCCGAAAUAUAAAAUAAUCCCCGAAAGGUUCCAAUGUCCUCAUUGUUACACGUCUUAUCCGUUGAGGGAGCGACUUCAGAGACACAUGCUCAUCCACGGUCCUGAGGAAUCGAAGCCGCUUCAGUGCAACGAAUGCAAGAAAAGGUUCAUGAAUAACUCCGCGUUGAUUUGCCACUUGAAGACUCACGUUUCCGGUGAAAGUAUAUACCAGUGCCCGAUUUGCAAAGAUCGUUUCGAACACGUCCCGAAACUGAAAUUGCACGUUCAGAAGCAUUGCGUGAACAACACAUACACUUGCCCCCAUUGCAACAAAAAAUUCAAGGCCUACAGUAUUAUACGCAAACACAUACGGGCGUUCCACAGCGAACAGAAGCACACCUGUCAACACUGUUCUAAAGUUUUCCACACGAUGGAUAAACUGAAGAUCCACCUCUUGAAAUAUUCGGAUCACAGGGAAUUUCUGUGUUCGCAUUGCGGAAAGCAGUUCAAGAGGAAGGAUAAGCUGACCGAACACUGUAAAAGGGUGCAUUCGGAAGAGAGGGAGAACAAUAAACCCAAGGGUAUGCAGAGCGAGGAGAACGACUCGAAGAAAUUCGUUCCUAAGGCUGAGCCCACUGAUUUUCAUCGAUUUAUCUACAAAUGUCAUCCUUGCCUGAUCGGUUUCAAGAGAAGAGGUAUGCUCGUGAACCAUUUGGCAAAACGUCACCCUGACAUAAGUCUGGAUUCGGUGCCGGAACUCAAUUUACCAAUACUCAGGACCACCAAAGAUUACUAUUGUCAAUAUUGCGAUAAAAUUUACAAGAGCAGCUCCAAACGAAAGUUGCACAUCCUGAAAAAUCACCCAGGGGCUGCUCUACCGGUGAGCAAUAGAAAGCAGGGGGUUUAUCAGGAGGUUGCCGGUCUGCCCAACCUGUCGUUCUCCCAGACCGUAGGUAGCGUUACCACCUCCCCGCAGAACUGCAAAUGGUGCCAUAAGCAAUACGCUAGUAAGGCUAAGUUGUUGCAUCAUCAGAGGAAGGAACACAACGGAUGCUUGAAGCAAGAAGGAGGCGAUGCGGAUAAAUCCAAUAAGGAGCUGAACGUCUCCGGUGAAAUGAGGGGAAACGAAGAGCAGGAAUUUGAAAUUUUCAAGCAGAGCGAUUUCGUGGUGACAGACGAAGUAUUCGAUGCUAAUGCUGAGGAGUUCGUAGAUGACCCCGAACCCAAAAAUCAUUUCGAUGAUUUGCAGAACAUUGCUGAUAAUGAAGUAUUCAACCAAAAUGAGACCUUCGUCCUUCCGAAUUCGCAUUUAUACAGACUUCUGACAAACGCCAACAAUAUGGUGCCCCCACGUUGAGGAGUUUGUAGGAUCAGACUUGAGACACUCACGAAUUGAGGGAGAAUGAAAAUUGUUCCAUGAUAAUGGAGGGGUUGCAUAAUAUGCCAAAGAAUAGAAAGAUUGUUGCAUUAAAUUCGAAGAUUUCCUAUAUUGACAUUCUAUCGUUUGGGUGUAUUCUGUGUCUCAGAAAUAUCGAGAACUGCUUCCGGAAAUUUGCUAGAUAUGCUUGAAAAAUGUAGUGCAAUGAUUCUGCCACGAUUUUCGAUUUUUUGAUCGAAUCGACACUAAAAAUAAGUGGCAGUGAGAAUUUAUCAUACCAAUAUAGUUUUGAAGAAU
Messenger RNA from Coccinella septempunctata (seven-spotted ladybird), 3625 nucleotides. Its product is annotated as PR domain zinc finger protein 10-like. The transcript has 12 exons. Bases 218 to 3307 code for a protein of 1029 amino acids. Gene Ontology annotation, molecular function: DNA-binding transcription factor activity, RNA polymerase II-specific; protein binding; RNA polymerase II transcription regulatory region sequence-specific DNA binding. Lineage: Eukaryota; Metazoa; Arthropoda; Insecta; Coleoptera; Coccinellidae. Gene Ontology annotation, biological process: regulation of transcription by RNA polymerase II. The record is from RefSeq and is a predicted model, not a curated record. Gene Ontology annotation, cellular component: nucleus.